AUGCGUAUAUAUGAGGAAGGCUUGCGAUACGCCCGUUGGCUACAGCCCGGGCACGGGGCUGAUGGCCUCUACCUCGACUACAACGCAACUACUCCCGUUGACCCGGCAGUCUUUGCUGCCUUGAGCCCGUUUUUACAGGAGCGCUUUGGAAACCCCUCCAGCAAGCACGCUGUGGGCGUUGACGCCGCGGGAGCCCUCAGGGCGGCCCGCGAGGCCGCCGCGGCCGCCCUGGGGGCCCCUCCCUGCAGCAUUACCUUCACCAGCGGCGCCACAGAAAGCAUUAACUGGGCACUGAAGUCAGGGGCCAAACUUAAGAGGCUCAAGGGGCCCUCUCCCGGCCGCAUAGUGACCUGUGCUAUGGAGCACCCUGCAGUCUUGCGCGUCUGCGAGUACCUCCGCGAUGAAGAGGGCUUCGAGCUGAUUCUGUGUCCAGUUCUCUCUUCUGGCCUCAUAGACCUUGGGGCCUUUGAGGCUCUUCUUACCGCUGAUGUGCGGCCUCUAAUCGUGGUGGCUUUAUGUGUACAGACAAUUCUCAUUAGCAUCCCUCUUGCAAACGGCGAGGUUGGAGUGGUGCAGCCGAUACGAGAGGUGGUGUCAGUGGCCCGCCGGAUUUGCCCAGAUGCUCUCAUCCACGCAGACGCGUCGCAGGCCAUGGGCAAGGUGGCUGUACAGCCCGUUUCCCUAGGUGUGGACCUCUUAACAGUUGCGGGCCACAAAGUCUACGCACCGAAGGGAGUUGGGGCUCUUUACAUUCGGGAAGGCAUAAAUCUGCCCCCCUUGGUUCUUGGUGGGGGCCAAGAAAGCGGCCUUAGGGGGGGGACAGAGAACGUGGCCUACAUUGUGGGCCUCGCCAAGGCCCUUGAGUUGGUGCAGCAGAGCUGGGCGGCACCUGAGUGGCCCUGCACACAGCAGCAAAUAGCUGCCGCUGCUGCAGCAGCGUCCAGCAAUGAGCUGGACAGUUCAGAAGCAAACCAAGCCAAGGAAGCAGGGGCCCUCGCGGCCCAUCCUCCCCACCCGAGCAAGCUUGCCUUCACCGCCAAAGUAUUCGUAGAGGCUUUUUGGGCGGCUUUGGAGCAGGACACAAAAAGCAGCAGGCAACUACUUGCUGCUGCUGUGCGUUUCAAUGGCCCUCUUGGGGCAGCCGACGCACAAGUGCAGCAGCAGUGGCUGCCCGGAACUAUUCACCUAUCGAUUUGGGGCGCGAGUGGCUUUGAAAUAGCAAAUGCUCUUGCUGAAGAAGAACGGCUGUUUGUCUCGGCUGGGGUGAGCUGCCACCAGUGCAAGACGGCGUCAGGGACUUUGUUGGCUAUGGGCCAUCCCGACGAGUGGGCAGUGGGCUCUCUGCGCAUAAGUGUGGGCCGGUGGACCUCUCCUUUCGAGGCUGCUGAUGCUGCUCGUAGAGUUGUCAAACUGUUGGUGUCUCAUCAGCUGCUGCAACGCGAAGGGGUCCCGAAUUAG
Messenger RNA from Eimeria necatrix, 1458 nucleotides. RefSeq names its product cysteine desulfurase, putative. The record is from RefSeq and is a predicted model, not a curated record. Gene Ontology annotation, biological process: iron-sulfur cluster assembly. Bases 1 to 1458 code for a protein of 485 amino acids. Gene Ontology annotation, molecular function: cysteine desulfurase activity. The transcript is spliced from 12 exons. Gene Ontology annotation, cellular component: cytosol; mitochondrion. NCBI's taxonomy places the organism in Eukaryota, Apicomplexa, Conoidasida, Eucoccidiorida, Eimeriidae.